CACACACACACACACACACACACACACACGUGCACGCAUUCAUAUUAACGCACCAACGCAUUCACAAGCACGCUAACACACUCCCCCCCCAACCAACCAACCAACACACACACACACACCCAACUCCCAACGCAAGGAUGAGGGGUGCGGAAGCACCGUCGGAUCAGGUGCGUGCAAGCCCGGUGCGCAACUUUGUGGCGGGCGGUUUGACGGGGUGCGUGGCAAAGACGGUGGUCAUGCCGCUGGACAGGCUCAAGAUCUUGCUGCAGGGCCACCACCCCAAAUACCACCGCUUCGGCGUGCUGUCGGGGCUGCGGGCCAUCUACCGCAACGAGGGCGUCCGCGGCUACUUCCGCGGCAACAAGGCGCAGAUGAUGCGGGUGUUCCCUUACGCAGCCGUGCAGUUUUUGGUGUAUGAGAAGUCGCGCGAGUUCUACAUUGCGGAGCUUGGGCAGAAGCGGAUCGUGUCCCUCUUCGCGGGCUCCACCGCCGGCAUCUGCGCCGUGUGCACCACAUACCCGCUGGACGUGCUGCGAUCGCGCAUGGCCUUCAAGGUGGGCGACGACCUCACCGUGCGGCAGGCCGUGCGCGACAUCCUGCACACAGAGGGCAGCGCCGCCUUCUUCCGCGGCCUCAAGCCCACCCUGGCCGGCAUGAUCCCAUAUGCGGGCGUGAGCUUCUUCUGCUACGAGAACUUCAAGGCAGCCAUCCUCAGCAUCCCCGCGUUACGGCAGCGCCGCGACGACCCGCGGCACCUCAACCCGCUCGCCAACAUCGCCGUCGGUGGUGUUGCGGGCGCCGUCGCACAGACGGUCUCGUAUCCGCUCGACGUUGUUCGCCGCCGCAUGCAGCUUGACGCCCACCGCCCGGACCAGGCACCGCGGUAUCGCAGCAUCGCGCAAGCACUCAAGGCGAUAUAUGCGGAGAACGGCAUGCGCAGCUUAUUUCGCGGGCUCACCAUCAACUACAUUCGCGAGAUUCCGCAAGCCGGGGUCGCAUACACCGCAUAUGAGCUGUUGAAACGGCUGCUCAAGGUGUAUCAGCCUGUCGUCACAGCGACAGACGCGCCACCAAAGCCCUCCAAACAAUAGCGUAAGGCGGGGGACGGACUGCUCUUUUCCCCCGUGCGUAUUGUGAUUUCAGGUUAUGGCACAUUGGCACUUUGACACUUUGGCACUUUGUUUGGUAGGCUCUUUCGUUGUUUGCUCCACUCGCUUGUCCUUCUCCUCCUUCCUUCUUGAUUUCGUUCUCAUUGCUUGCUCGCUGCCCGUAUGUUUGCUGAGCUGGCUGCUUGGCUGAUUCGUUGUUAUUCAGUGCUUGUUUGUGUGAGUGGGUUUGGGGAGAGAGAGAGAGAGAGAGAGAGAGA
This is a messenger RNA of Salpingoeca rosetta, 1366 nucleotides long. Its product is annotated as solute carrier family 25. Gene Ontology annotation, biological process: transmembrane transport. The coding region runs from base 138 to 1091 and encodes 317 amino acids. The transcript has a single exon. The record is from RefSeq and is a predicted model, not a curated record. Lineage: Eukaryota; Choanoflagellata; Craspedida; Salpingoecidae. Gene Ontology annotation, cellular component: mitochondrial inner membrane.